This is a messenger RNA of Daphnia pulicaria, 2196 nucleotides long. RefSeq lists its product as uncharacterized. The transcript has 12 exons. Gene Ontology annotation, molecular function: protein binding. Bases 407 to 1984 code for a protein of 525 amino acids. Lineage: Eukaryota; Metazoa; Arthropoda; Branchiopoda; Diplostraca; Daphniidae. The record is from RefSeq and is a predicted model, not a curated record.
ACCGUUCUUUUAGGCCUGGAGCUUAUGGCAGCCGAUGUGCGCAUUACACUCCUGAUUUCUUUUAUAGGACACAGUGUUUUUUUAGAGUCGAAGAGUCUUAGUUCUCUAACAGGUUGUUAACAUUGUUGGUACAGCACAACUUUUGGAGAUGGGUGGUGGAAUGCAGUAGGUAAAAUAGGCGCGGCUUUGGCAGUGAUGUUUUUCCUCAGGCACUGGCGAGUGGCCGUGAUCUUACUAUGCACGAACGAGACCAGAAAGAAGGUUGUUUCCGCUUUAGUCCGUCGCAUAAAAAACUUCGAAGUUUUUUUAUUACGUAUACGUUGAAUUCGUAGCGUCACAUCUUUAGCUACUAUUUACUGAAGCAACCGCACAUUGUCGUUCGCUAUUUCAGAGUUGCCACUUACAGAUGGGGAUUUUGUUGUCUUGGCAACUGGUAGUUGCAUCGAUUCUUUUUCUGGCAAGUUUUGCUUCUUCGGAAUUCGAACUACCUGAUCUUCCAACUGAUUCUGCCCUAUACUAUAAAACUCUCGAGGAUAAAAAGCCGACUAAAUUAUCCUCCGUGCUAUACAAAUCCAACUGUGUCAAUAUUUACGAUAGUGAAUCCACUUCAAACAACAAGAAAAUCUAUUUCUACUCCCCGAUCACUCUCCUAAAUCACUUGAACGUCGCUUCUAUUAAUAACCAAACAGUCACUCCUAAGGGAAUUCUCAGUGUCAGUUAUUCAGUUGGAAAUCAAGAAAUCAGAACUAAAGUGGUCGAACACCUCAACCAGCUCCUCAGUCAACAAAUCGAGCCCAGCCACGUGAAAGUCCAUCCUUUCGACAGUGUUAGGCUGACCAGUAAAGUACAAUCUGCUGAUUUCUUAUUGACCAAUGAGUGGAUUCCGUAUAAGCCAUCACUCAGGUUUACCUUGAUCUGUCCGACACGGGAAGAUUGCGAUCGAGUGAAAACUCAAAUGCGAAUUGAUCCCAAACAAUUUGAACAUUUGCGACUUGAAUUUAAUCCUCAAUUUAUUAACGACGAUACUUGUUUCAAUGAUGGAGUUGGAAUAUCCCAAGAAGAUUUGUCGACACAAACCUACAAAGGAAUAUCUCAGGAAGAUUUGUCAAUACAAGUGAAAGAAUUAAAAAAAGAUUUAGAAGAAAGUAAAUUGAAUUUCGCCAAAGAAUUGUCAAAUGUCGCUGGAAAAUUGGACCACAUUUUCCAAGAAACAAAACAAGAAUUAUUGGCAAACAUGGAAACCAAAUUGGCGAAAGAUGUGAACGACAUAAGGGAAGCAUCUCAAGUCACAUCGAACAAUUUGAAAAAAGAACUACAAGAAAAUAAAAAGUAUUUUGCAGCAACUUCACAGAUGUUUGCAGAUAAAAUAAAGGUCACAGAAGAAAAUCUAGCAGUGGCUUUGAAGAGCUUGGAAAUUACGAGAAAUGAGCUAACACAAUCGAAGGGAGUCAUUGAGAAAUUGUCGGCAGAAUUUAACGCAUCUUUAAGUCAUAUGGAAACGACAACAUAUAAUUUGAAAUCAAUAACCACGGAAUUGAGCAGCACGAAUGCUGUCAAUGCGGAUUUGACUACACAACUAAAUGAUUUACAAAAACGGAUCGGAUACGCCGACAUCAAAUUAGCACCCGUCCACUUCUACGUCCAGAGAAAUUCUUCAUUCGACAAAACCAAAACUCCGAUUCCGUUCGAACUUGCUCGGGUGAAUGAGGGAAAUGUCAUGGACUUACCAUCCGGAAUAUUUACGGCCCCACGAAAGGGAACUUAUUUCUUUUCCUUUACGGGAGUUGCAGAGUUCACAGCUUCAGCAUCAACUGUUCAUUUAGGCACAAGACUUUAUUUGAAUGGGGGUAAAAUCGGAAUGGGUUGGGUUGAUGAGGUAAAUCCCGUUUCUCGUCAAUUAAGUUCGUUUACCUUCCAGUCGACGCUGAACUUAAUACUGGCGAUCAAGUCUGGGUUCAGAUUGAUGACCUUUCAUCAGGAGUAAAAUUAUUUGACAAUGUAAACCACAACACUCAUUUCAGUGGGUUCGUGUUGAAGGAGGAUAUUGACGUCGCCUAGCUCCCCUUAAGAUUUUGAGUUUUAAAGAUCAUUAUGUAUGGGAUCUAGAUGGGCAAAUGAAUUUGAUUCUUAUUUAUUAAGAGAUGGUUAUUUCUUUACAAAACUGUUACUAUCAAAAUAAACAUUUUAAAUUCACAA